Penicillium hordei is the source of this 840-nucleotide messenger RNA. Its product is annotated as v-SNARE protein VTI1. The transcript has 3 exons. The record is from RefSeq and is a predicted model, not a curated record. Gene Ontology annotation, cellular component: ER to Golgi transport vesicle membrane; Golgi apparatus; late endosome membrane. Bases 8 to 682 code for a protein of 224 amino acids. Gene Ontology annotation, molecular function: SNARE binding; SNAP receptor activity. NCBI's taxonomy places the organism in Eukaryota, Fungi, Ascomycota, Eurotiomycetes, Eurotiales, Aspergillaceae. Gene Ontology annotation, biological process: vesicle fusion with Golgi apparatus; intra-Golgi vesicle-mediated transport; macroautophagy.
AAUCACCAUGUCAAACCCACUGGAUACAGAUGCCGGCUCGGAGAUGUUCGCCAGUUAUGAGAACGAGUUGAAGCUGGUUCAAGCCGAUCUGAACCAGAAGCUGGACCAGAUCGCCGAGGCAAGCGGCGAGCAACGGAAAUCAGCAAUCGGCGUCGCAACACAAGUCCUCGAAGAAGCAACAGAACUGCUCGACCAGAUGCGCAUGGAGAAGCAGAACAUCCCCUCCGCAGCCCGGUCAAAAGUCAACAUCCGCUUCCGCAACUACUCAACCGACAUCGACGAGGUCAAGCGCAAGCUCAAGUCCCUCUCGGAUGACCGACAAGCACUCUUCGGCGACCGGUACACCGACGAGCCGCAGGAUGAGCACCUCGAACAAAGGCAGCAGUUGCUUUCCGGUACGGACCGACUAGAGCGCAGCUCCGCACGGUUGCAGCAGAGUCAGCGCAUGGCGCUGGAGACGGAGGAUGUUGCCCGCGGCACCCUCGGCACCCUGUAUGAGCAGAGGGAGCAGAUCACGAAUGCUCGGAAUAACUUGCAACAGAGUGAGGGUUAUGUCGAUACUAGUAUCAAGACUUUGAGGGGCAUGGCCCGUAGGAUGGCUACCAAUCGGAUGAUCACUAUUGCUAUCAUUACGGUUCUGGUUCUUUUGAUUUUCGCUGUCAUUUACGGCAAGUUCCAUUAGCGCUUGGGUCUUACGCUGGCGUUUGUAUACUCGGCCUUAUCUUUCAUGUCCUUUUAUUUACUGCUCUUACGUCUACACUAGCAAGGCUAUUGCCUGUCUUUCUCUCUCUGUCUCUCGCAUCUUUGCCAUUAUGUAUGAUAGCAUCCGGCAAGACUUGA